Molecule: messenger RNA, 2135 nt
Organism: Didymella exigua CBS 183.55
Lineage: Eukaryota; Fungi; Ascomycota; Dothideomycetes; Pleosporales; Didymellaceae
Exons: 2
Coding region: 22-1842 (606 amino acids)
Biological process (GO): metal ion transport; transmembrane transport
Cellular component (GO): membrane
Molecular function (GO): metal ion transmembrane transporter activity
Source: RefSeq, a predicted model, not a curated record
CAGGCCAAGAGCAAAAAGAUCAUGCCUUCAGAGUCUGCAUCGAUUUCUACGGGGCCGGCGCGGCCAAUCGUUUCGAAUGGCAAUCCUGCAACAAUUGACAUGCCCACUCAACGCCAAAGAAGAGAGAUACCACAUUCUGCCGAGUAUGGCGAGACAUAUCACAUUGGAACCUGCUAUGAUGAAGAUACGCUGAAAACCUGGGACACCGACGACCUGCGAGACAAACCUUACCUGGCUCAUGUCAAGGCUCUGUCUCGUACUUGGAGACCAUUGCGUCACCUAGCAGAUUUUAUGCAGGUGGGAACAUCACCACUGCAUUGGAGGUACCUCCAUUUCCCUGAAAAUCAGACCGAAUUGAAAGACCGGCGCGCCAAGACAAAUGUUACGUACAUCGAGUACAAGCCUCUAAAAGACUCGCAGCCAGUCCCCGUCACUAUCGAUUCGGCCGACAAACUGAAAACAACCUUGGCAGCUUUGUCUCACGAUCCGCCGGGCGCUCCCCCGCUACGACUAUUCAUUGUCGAAGAUCUCUCGACUGAGGUGAUCGAGCAACUCGGCUCCAGAUUUGACGUCGACCCUCUUUUCUUUCGAGAGCAGAUCGAAGACAAUGUAUGGUAUAAUAUUCGCGAUCCUUGGGCCAUAGCACCGAGCUUGACAGCUAGCACGAAACAGCGCUCCUGGUUCCGCCUGCGAAAUAUGCGACUUCGAUAUCACAAGACAGGAAUAUCCUACGAGAAUGGAAGACAAGAGGUCAACAAAUGGAAUAUCCUGAGACGACCGGACAAUGACAAUAACCACUGGGCUCAUAAAGACGAGGUCCAAAGAGACGCACAGGGCGAUGUCCUUAAGGAUAAUAAGGGUAAUCUGAUAGGAAAGUCAGUGGUCUCCAUCAUGCGAACGCGAACAACGAUUUGGAUUGGGAAAGACAAGCAGUGUGGCGAUGGGAUAGUGGGCAUCGUACUGGUGGACCCAACUAUGGAAGAAGGUAAACCACUUUGGCAUGACCGUACCAACUGGCUGCCCACCACCAGUAUGGGUCAAGGAGCACCACCACUUCCAACUUCAGAUAGAUCGUGGUACAAGGACAUUGUGCGAACGACCGCCGCAUUCCCUUGGUUCGAGGCUGAAUUGGUCCAUGAAAUUGGACCGCAGGUUUUAGCAUACCCGACACUCUACACUGUUUGUGCUGAAUGGCUCAUCGUCUGUGACUACGUCAAGACACGUGUCAGUCAGAUUGAGUGGGAGGUGGAACUCCCAGAAGUGUUUCGCGAGAAGGAGAAGAACGAUCUUCGCUCCAAAAGCGAACUCAUUGCAGACUCUCUGAAACGCCUACACACUUGGAGACGUCAUAUCCCGGUGUUUCGAGACAUGGUCACUGAAGCAUUGCAACAGGCCUUACCGGCGGCAGCGCGGCUCACCUCAGUUUCAGCAGCGACUGAACCCAAGGCCUUUGAAGACAUUCGACCUGAUUUUGAUCGCAUUUUGGACAACAUCAAGGAAUUACAGGACCGGAUCGACCGCCUUACUGCCAUUGUAACGUCAGAGAUCAACAUCGAAGACACAAAGCAAAGCAUAGAGGACAACCACAAUCUGGCUCGAUUGACCUGGUUAGCGACUAUCUUCAUCCCGCUCAGCUUCGUCUCCGCGUUCUUCAGCAUGAAUGAGAGCGUUUCCGCCCUGAAAUACACUUAUGGAUGGUUCUUCCUGACGGCCAUACCAUUCACAGGUAUUUGCCUGGCCGUUGCGCAGUUAGCAGGAGGUGGCGCCUGGGGCCGGAAGACUAUGGGGAAGGAGAUCAAGAAACAGGGCAGCUCAUUCUACAGCAAAGUCAAGUUCAAAUAGUGAAAACGCGUCGAUAGGGAUCGAAUGCCUCAUCAUCUUGUCGUAUCUAUCACGAUCAAGCGUUCAAAGGCUACGUGUAUGUUCAGUAGCCACCAAUCCAAAUGGCCGUGAACAAUACGAGAGCCUGUGCAGAAUAUACAUACGGAUGUUGUAACUACGUGGCUUAGAUCACAUGAUAUCCUAUUGUAGCAGGUACUGCCCGGUGGGCAAGUGCGCUUACCUCAGAGCUGAGAGCUCCUGUAACAUCAGACCACAACACGACAACAGAUAGCAAUACAGUCGUUGAUCACAGU